Bipolaris victoriae FI3 is the source of this 477-nucleotide messenger RNA. RefSeq lists its product as hypothetical. The record is from RefSeq and is a predicted model, not a curated record. The coding region runs from base 1 to 477 and encodes 158 amino acids. Gene Ontology annotation, cellular component: transcription factor TFIID complex. Gene Ontology annotation, molecular function: protein heterodimerization activity. Gene Ontology annotation, biological process: RNA polymerase II preinitiation complex assembly; transcription by RNA polymerase II. Lineage: Eukaryota; Fungi; Ascomycota; Dothideomycetes; Pleosporales; Pleosporaceae. The transcript is spliced from 2 exons.
AUGACAGAACCGCGUAUGCGUCUGCGCCAAAAAGGCCAGCAAUUCCCUACCCAAGACUUAGAAGCCUUCCUCCUCGCCUUCGGCGACAACGACUACCCGCUCCCCGAAACCGUCCGCGUGCUCGACGAAAUAAUAACAGACUACAUCAUCGAAACCUGCCACGAAGCCGCGUCGGUCGCACACCACGCGCGGCGCGCGAAAAUCAAACUCGACGAUUUCAAGUUUAUGCUACGCAGGGAUACGGGUAAGUUGGGCAGGGUGAGCGAGAUGCUGGAGACGGAUAAGGAGUUGAAGAGGAAGAGGAAGGCGUUUGAUACGGAUGAGGGGGCUGUGCUGGCGGAUAGGGAGAGGGUGGCGGAGAGGGUCGAGGCCAAGGAAGAUGGAGAGGGCAAGGGAAGGAAGGAGGAGGGGGAGGAGGAGAGGAGGAGGAAGAAGAAGAAGAAGAGGAGGGAGGGGGAAGAGGGGAAGGCUGCGUGA